CUAUUUUAGGCCAAGACUGGGAGGCAGCCAGGCCUUCCCUGGGCUCUCAAAGGAGCCACUGCUGCCUUUGUCCAGUCCUGCUACUGGAUGCCAUCAUCGGCCCCCGACUGCCCACUAUUUGCCAUGCCUGAGGAGACCCAAGAAGACUCCGUGGCACAAAUGAUGCUCAGCCAGAGCAGGGGGCCACUGGCCCCCAACUACGUGCAGGAGGUGCACCUGCAUCGGGUGGAGUCCAUCAGCGACCUACACAGUGGAGGCACACUGCGCCCUUGUCUCACUGAAGAGGCACGGCCAUGGAAUGAGCUGCUGAGCGUUUUGCCGCCAUCACUAUGUGCCCAGGCUGGCUGCAGCCCUGUGUACAGACGAGGAGGGUUCCUGCUGCUGUUCGUGCUGCUGGUGCUCACUUGCCUGGCGCUGGCACUCCUGGCUGUCUACCUGAGUGUGCUGCAGAGCGAAUCCCUGCGCAUCAUGGCACACACGCUCCGCACGCAGGAGGAGACGCUACUCAAACUCCGCCUGGCCAGCCUCAGCCAGCUUCGGAGGCUCAACUCCAGUGAGACCCAAACACCCAGCUGAGAUGCCAUUUGGAUCUGGGGCCUGGGGGUGUGUGUGGGGGAAAUAAAGUGGCUAUGGGCAGGUCUCUCCUUCCCUACUGCUGGCUGCCACAUCUACACUA
Messenger RNA from Mandrillus leucophaeus (drill), 676 nucleotides. It is a transcript of the gene LSMEM2, whose product is annotated as leucine-rich single-pass membrane protein 2. NCBI's taxonomy places the organism in Eukaryota, Metazoa, Chordata, Mammalia, Primates, Cercopithecidae. Bases 88 to 576 code for a protein of 162 amino acids. The record is from RefSeq and is a predicted model, not a curated record. The transcript has 4 exons.